This is a messenger RNA of Moneuplotes crassus, 3161 nucleotides long. The record is from the annotation of a GenBank genome assembly. NCBI's taxonomy places the organism in Eukaryota, Ciliophora, Spirotrichea, Euplotida, Euplotidae.
AAAAUUCAAAAUUCAUAUAAAAUGAGUCUUGAGCAAUUUGAAGAUCUAAUAGAAGGCUGUGCUAUUACUGAAGAGUACUUUGAAAUACCUCCAAAUCACCAAAUACUACAAAGUGCAUUAAAGAAGUCUCAAAAUCCUAGAACCAAGAACACUCUCUCUUUGAGAGUUUAUGGAGCAUAUUCUCUUCCUAAAUCUUGGCAAGAGAAAAUCGGAGAUCCAGGAGAAGAUGCUUAUCAAUAUGAGGUGAAACUCUCUGGUUUAGAGAUUAAGGGAGCUAAGCUCCAAGCCAGAGAAAUGUCAGAAGAAGAAAAGGCAGAACAAGAAGCCACUAAAGGAAAGAAGGGUGCUAAGAAAGGAGAAGAAGAACCACUCCCAGAAGAACUUGUCUUAAAAGAGAAGAUCGAUAAGGAGAGAGAAGAGCUUGAAGAGAUGUCUGAAAGAGACAGAUUUUUCAGGCUCCAGGAGGAUCCUACUAAGACAAUUAGCCUCAAGUUUGAUGAUCCUAAACAAUCUUUACCAUUGCUUAAAGAAAAGCUUUGGGAUUUCGAAGAUCUCGUUAAUGAGGAGAAUGGAGCAUAUAUUGAAUUUAAUAAGGUCCAAGCUUCUGAAGAAGAUGCUGAUCCAAAGAAGAAAGGAAAAGGCAAACAGCCAGAUAGCAUCGAACAACAUUUUUCUAAAGGGUGGAUCGACUUUACUCCCUUGAUGGUUCCUGGAAGAAAGCAUACUAUGCAGAGAGUCUUACUAAAAGCUUGUGCUCCUCCAGUGGUAGAAAGUGAAGGAGAUGAUGAUGAGUCUAAAGAAGGUGAUGAAGAUCAAGAAGAGAAGGAGCCAGAGCCAAUCUUUGAGGAAGCUCAAACUUAUCUCCAUAUUCAUCUCUCUACAGAGUUUGCUAUUAAUCCUACUAUUAAUCCAAAUGAGGUAGACCCACCAGAGAUCCCAGAUCCUGUUGAAGGUGAAGGUGAAGGAGAAGGUAAACCAGAAGAAGAAAAGCAAGAAUCUGAGAAGCAAGAACCUCCAAAAGAAGAUGCUGUUGAGGAAGAAAAAGCAGAAGAUGAUGGAAAGCCUGAAGACUCCUAUAUUGAAGAAGAUGAAAUUAUUGAGGAUGAAAAACCCAAAAUCGAACUUAAAGACGAAAUCUAUCAGAAUAUUGACUUUAAAUUAGGGAAAUUCUCUUCUACCUCUGAUGCUACUUCAAACUUCAGGAUCAUUAUUCAAAAAUAUUUGAAGAAGAUAAGUGAUCACUACUCUAUUAUCAUGUCACAAGAUGAAGUGGACCAGAAAUCUAAUUCAAAGAUUGCUGCUAUUCCUACGCAUGCAACUUCAACUCAGAGACAGAAGAAGAUCGAAAAGUACAUUCUUCAAUCUGGGCCAAUGUACAGUGCACUAAAGAAAGAAAUGAAGAUGGCUAUUCACAGGAUCAUUAAAGACAAAUAUCUUAAAACAGUGAAUCAUGAAGGAUUGAGUAAAGAGAAUAGAGAUGAAUUCAUUGCAAAGCUAUAUACCUACCUUACUAAGCAAGUCAGGGUAACUCUGAAAGCUACAGUUGAGAAAUACAAAGAUAUUAUCCAUGAAGACCUUACUGAAGACCUCUUCACAGCUAUGAAGGAGGAAGAGGAACAAAGAAGUAAAGCUUUCACAGAGGAUUAUAAAGUCAAACUCGACAGACUUGCCCAGGAAUAUGAAAAUAUCAGAAAUUUCCCCAAAGCUGAGAAAUAUUACAAGAAGCUACUUCUAAAGGAUCCAAAGGAUGUCAGUCAGCUUCUUAAUCUGGCAAGAUUUUCAAUGAAAAUUGGCAAGGUCGACCAAGGAUAUGAGUAUUUCAGAAUGGCAAGGGAUAUAGAUCCUACUUCAAGAGAGCUCAUACUUGCCUAUGCAGGAAUUCUCAUUCAAAGGGAAAGGUACACAGAAGCAAGCAAUGUUCUCAAUGAGAUAAUUAGUCAAGACUUUAAUGACUGCCACGCUAACAUCCUUCUCUCUAUCAUUGAUGAAGCAAGGCAGCGUCCAGGAUUAGUGAGAAAGCAUGUUGCUAUUGCUAAGGUUCAAAGAAUGAGGGAGCUAGAUAUCAUUCCUAAAAAGAUCAAAGAAAUCCCAAAUCUGAACGAAAUCAACUUCAAGCUUGAGAGACCAAACUGGGAUACCAUCGUAACCAAGGACCAAAGUAUGGAAGCCAAGGAUAAUGACAAGCUAUUCUUUGAAGUUAUAGAAUUCAUGCUGAAGCACCAUCUGACUAAGAUAGCUGAUAGCUUGCUUCAAUACAUCCAAAAUGUUGAAAAUGACAAGUAUAGACUAAACUUUGCUAGAGUCAAGCAUCAGAUGAAGGAGUUUGAGCCGGCCAUUGAAAGUUUAGACAAGAUCUUGAGUAAGAACGACUGCCAUCCACAAGCUUUAGUUCUCAGAGGACAUACAUAUUUCGACUAUCUCAACAUCUUCGAUAGUGAAGAGUCAUAUAUCAAGUUUAUACAGAACUGAUCUGCGAAAGAUCUUGAAAGUAGACUAGCGUACUACUUCCUAAUUGAGAGGCUUGGAAUUGUCUACAUCGAAAGAAGAGCAUGGAAAGAUGCCAAGACAGUCUUCUUGAAAUGUGCUGAGGAGAACCAGACCAGUAAUGGAUGGCUAAACCUUGGAAUCGCUUGUCUGAGACUUCAUCAGUAUGAAGAAGCAGAAGAUGCUCUUACUCAGGCAAAUUUCUUGGACUCUCACAACCCAGAAAUUUGGGGAUACAUUACAUUAUUGUGACUCAAGUAUCCUGACAAUUCGAGAGCUGACCAAGCAGAAUAUUGCAUCUUGAGAGCACUCAGACUUGGAUGAGAGAAUCCUGAUCUUCUUGAAGAAAUUGGAGAUAUUUAUAGUGACUCUAAGCCAACAUUUGCUAUAGGCUGUUUUGAUAGAGCGCUUGAGAUUGAUGAUUCAAGAGGAGAGGUUUAUCAAAAAUAUGGUAACGUCCUGAUGAAUCACAAAAAGAAUGAGAUUAAGAAGGCUAUAGACUUACUCAAACAAGCUCUAGAGAAACUCAAAGGAGAUGGUAAGAAAGCUCAUUGCGCUCUGAUUCUCCAGGAAGCUUUAAAAGAAGAUGGAAGAUAUGAAGAAGCUGAAGAAUAUGCUGAAUAUCCUCAAAAUCAUACUGCUGAACAAUAAUUCAACUCUAAAAUAUCUAUAAGGGG